Messenger RNA from Rotaria sp. Silwood1, 1376 nucleotides. Lineage: Eukaryota; Metazoa; Rotifera; Eurotatoria; Philodinida; Philodinidae. The record is from the annotation of a GenBank genome assembly.
GUGGAUUAAAUAAAAUAAUAAUUUUUUUAGUGGAAUCAUACCAAAUUGUCUAGAACAAAUUGAUCUAGAUAUAUAUAAAUUGUACAACUGUAGAAUCUUAUAAUACAUACAAAGUAUUAAUGCACUCAUCUGAUCUCUUUUAAAAGAAUGAUGAGCAUGAAUGUAGAGAACAGUAGUCAUAAAUGGUGAAAAUGUUGGUGUGAGGUUAGGAUGUCUUUGGGUGAGGCGACGGUGCCGGUAUCAUGUGAAUAGUUUGUGUGUGUGGCUGUGGUAGUGGACAUUUCUCUCACUAGAUCCACACUGAUACAGAUGCCGGAUGUAUUUGAAAUUUGAAACUUGAAUUGAAUUCAACUUUCAAGUUCGACAUGUAAACGGUGACCCAAAAGUCCUGAGUCGAUUUGAAUAUUAAAAUUUUCUAUCGUGUAACACAUGGUUAUACAUUUAUUUCUAGCGUGAAAAGAUGCAGAAAAACACGCUCUGUACAAUGACUUUUGAUUGAUCCUACUAGCUCAUAUAGCAAGAAAAUUAGAAACUUAGAAAUGUGUCUCACAAAAAAUAAAAAUUGGGUUUGGAUGUGAGAUGUAGAUGUGGAUUCAAACUGUGGAUGUGAGAUGUAGAUGUGGAUUCAAACUGUGGAUGAUGAGAAGUUACACACCUACAUCCCAACAAUGCAGGAAAAUGUCCACCACAAUCAGGGUUCGGCAUUUGUAUUAUUUAUUGUAAUGAGUAUGCCGACUGUGCUGCAGAGCAAAAAUAUUGUGAUGGCUAUCCUCGUGUGCAUAGAAAAAACCUAUCUUUCGAAACACACAAUACUUAUCAAUAAAAAUAAAACAAUUUUUCUUUUGAAAAUGCUCGAUGUGGGUAUAUUUGUCAGCUGACGCUUGAUAAUAUAAAAAGUAAAGAAUCUUGAAAAUAUAUAUACGUUUUGAUUCGAUCAUUUAUUUCUAUCGCUACGAAUGGCUCUACUCAGCCUUGUUCUCAUCUUGUGCGUCGCAGGAGCGUCUGCACUAGUUGCUGGUGCUUCGUCUGAACAAAGUUCACGCAUGUGUAUGAUCUAUUGUCAAUACGGUUUUCGACGUAAUACCGAUGGACAUUUGAUGUGUGUAUGCAAGAAAAGUCCAUGUGACGAGGAAGCAGCUCCACUCGAAGGUUACUUUUGCGGACGUGGUCCCAAUCGUCGUGAAUGUCCAUCAACACAUAAAUGUACCAUUGCACCGAAUGAUGCUUAUGCUGUCUGCUGUCCUCGUGCUCAACAACCGCCUGAACGUAAUCCAAACAAGCCAGGCGUUUGCCCACAAUCAUCAUCACACCUGAUGGGUAUUUGUAUUGCUCGAUGCACUGAUGAUAGCAUAAAAUCGUCACCACCACCAGAUUAG